Molecule: messenger RNA, 5159 nt
Organism: Talpa occidentalis (Iberian mole)
Lineage: Eukaryota; Metazoa; Chordata; Mammalia; Eulipotyphla; Talpidae
Gene: FCHSD2
Product: FCH and double SH3 domains 2
Exons: 20
Coding region: 970-3129 (719 amino acids)
Biological process (GO): neuromuscular synaptic transmission; regulation of actin filament polymerization
Cellular component (GO): recycling endosome; neuromuscular junction
Molecular function (GO): protein binding
Source: RefSeq, a predicted model, not a curated record
GUGGCAACCCUCGCCCUUUUGCAGAUUUGCAGGAAAAUUGUUUGCAGCUUAACCCUACCGUGUGGCCUGCUUUUCCCACGGGGCGGCCGAAAUGAAGUUGGAAUAGUCACCGCCCCCCACCCUCGGGGGAAACCAGAAAUUAAGGAUUGAGUUGCUCUGCCUUUCUCCCUCUCCCUUUUCCUGUCCCGCCCCUUGGGCUUGGAGGCUAGGAGGCGACGGUGCAGCCCCGGGAGAUGGAGAAUAUCUGGCACUGCGUGGCGGGUGCUGUGAUCUGGGCUUGCACGACCCGGGUGGGAGUGACGCGUGCUCGGGGCUUGUCAGCAGCUUCCCCCACAGCGCCCGUAGCGAACUGUUCCACCUCCCCUUCUCCAGUUUUUCCAGGGUCUGAGGCUGUGUCCUGGUCUUUUUAAUCCUGCGGAUGGUCACUGGGUAGACGUCUGCUUUGGGUGCUGGGUGGUGGAGGCUGUUCUGUCCUCCCCUUGUGGGCAAACAUUUGGUGAAUGCUGACUUACUCCUGUCGGCUUCCUCUCCUUUAUUUCUUAAUCCGGGUUUCACCAGUUAAGUGAGUCUUUUUUUUUUCUUUUUUUCUUUUUUUAAUUUCACACAUGUACCCCCAUCCCUUUGGGUAACCCCGCGCCAGCUGCGUGGUAUCCAGGUCCAACUAAAACUUGGAGCCUUGGGGUCCGGGCCUGGCGGGUCCUGGCCAGCUUGCAUUUGCUAUCUUAGCUAUUUGAAGUGGAGUCGCCACCGGGACUGGCUUGCUGGGGUGGCUUAAAUGCACUGCAUAUGCUGGAAGGUCACUUCAGCUUUCUCCUUUGUGAGAAAGAGAUUGUGAUUUGAUGCGCUGGCAGCGAGUCCAGGGCAUCAUUCUGAGACAGUGCUUUCUCGAAGCCAUUAUGGAAUAAUUUAUGUAGUCGAUUUGUGCAGGUGAAGGUUACACAAGAACUGAAAAACAUUCAAGUUGAACAGAUGACUAAACUUCAAGCCAAACACCAAGCAGAAUGUGAUUUGCUUGAAGAUAUGAGGACAUUCAGUCAGAAGAAGGCUGCUAUUGAAAGAGAGUAUGCACAGGGUAUCCAGAAGUUGGCUAGUCAGUAUCUGAAGAGAGAUUGGCCGGGAAUAAAAGUUGAUGAUCGAAAUGAUUACAGGAGCAUGUAUCCUGUUUGGAAAUCUUUUCUCGAGGGAACAAUGCAAGUUGCCCAGUCCCGGAUCAAUAUGUGUGAAAACUAUAAAAAUUUUAUUUCUGAGCCUGCAAGGACAGUGCGAAGCUUAAAAGAACAGCAACUUAAAAGGUGUGUGGACCAGUUGACAAAGAUUCAAACUGAAUUACAAGAGACAGUGAAAGAUUUAGCUAAAGGCAAAAAGAAGUACUUUGAGACUGAACAGAUGGCUCAUGCAAUACGAGAAAAAGCUGACAUCGAGGCAAAAUCUAAACUUAGUCUUUUCCAAUCAAGAAUCAGUUUACAGAAGGCAAGUGUAAAGUUAAAAGCCCGGCGAUCUGAGUGUAAUUCCAAAGCUACCCACGCAAGGAAUGAUUAUCUUCUUACAUUAGCUGCAGCAAAUGCUCACCAGGAUCGCUACUAUCAAACAGAUUUAGUUAACAUCAUGAAGGCUCUUGAUGGAAAUGUGUAUGAUCACCUCAAGGAGUAUUUAAUAGCCUUCAGCCGGACUGAACUAGAAACAUGCCAAGCUGUGCAGAACACAUUCCAGUUUUUAUUAGAAACCUCCAGCAAGGUGGUACGGGACUAUAAUCUUCAGCUGUUUUUGCAAGAGAAUGCUGUAUUCCACAAACCCCAGCCCUUCCAGUUCCAGCCUUGUGACAGUGAUACUAGCCGACAGUUAGAAUCAGAAACUGGGACCACAGAGGAACACAGUCUGAACAAGGAGGCUCGGAAAUGGGCCACACGGGUGGCACGGGAGCACAAAAACAUCAUUCACCAACAACGGGUUCUAGAUGAUCUGGAAUGUCAUGGAGUUGCAGUAUCAGAGCAAAGCCGAGCAGAGUUGGAGCAGAAAAUAGAUGAAGCUAGAGAAAAUAUUCGUAAAGCAGAGAUAAUUAAGUUGAAAGCUGAAGCCCGGCUGGACCUGCUUAAGCAGAUUGGUGUUUCUGUGGACACAUGGCUAAAGAGUGCAAUGAACCAAGUAAUGGAAGAAUUGGAAAACGAGCGAUGGGCCCGCCUUCCAGCAGUGACCAAUAAUGGCACUUUACACUCGCUUAAUGCAGAUACUGAAAGAGAAGAGGGAGAAGAGUUUGAAGACAACAUGGAUGUUUUUGAUGACAGCAGUUCCAGCCCUUCUGGCACCCUAAGAAAUUAUCCACUCACCUGUAAAGUUGUUUAUUCCUACAAGGCUUCUCAACCAGAUGAGUUGACCAUUGAGGAACAUGAGGUGUUAGAAGUGAUUGAAGAUGGAGAUAUGGAAGACUGGGUAAAGGCUCGAAAUAAAGUUGGUCAAGUGGGUUAUGUGCCAGAAAAAUACCUACAGUUUCCCACCUCGAACAGUCUGCUGAGCAUGCUGCAGUCCUUGGCUGCUUUGGACAGUCGGUCACACACAUCCAGCAAUUCCACGGAGGCCGAACUCGUUUCAGGCAGCCUCAACGGAGAUGCCAGUGUCUGUUUCGUGAAAGCACUUUAUGACUAUGAGGGCCAAACAGGUGAUGAAUUAUCAUUUCCUGAGGGAGCAAUCAUCCGAAUUUUGAACAAAGAAAACCAGGACGACGAUGGCUUCUGGGAAGGGGAAUUCAAUGGGCGGGUUGGAGUUUUCCCAUCGGUGCUAGUGGAAGAACUUUCAGCCUCAGAAAAUGGCGACACUCCAUGGAUGAGAGAGAUUCAGAUCUCUCCUUCCCCCAAGCCGCCCGGCUCCCUGCCCCCCCUGCCGCUGUACGACCAGCCUCCCAGCAGCCCUUUCCCCAGCCCGGAUAAGAGGAGCUCCCAGUACUUCCCCCGUUCUCCUUCGGCAAAUGAAAACAGCUUCCAUGUGGAAUCACCAGGAUUCUCGCAGGCAACAAGGCAUACUCCUGAGACCUCAUAUGGCAAACUGCGACCUGUCCGAGCAGCUCCCCCUCCACCUACACAGAAUCACCGAAGGCCAGCCGAGAAAAUUGAAGAUGUGGAAAUCACGCUGGUGUGAUGAUGGGCUUGCCUGUGCAUUAGUACUACAAUCAAGGCCAGGCUUGGUGUUUGGUCAGUCUUGUGUUUUAGGCACCUUUGCAUGAGGAUGACUCUUGAACAGAGCAAAAACAUGGAGGAUUAUAUGUGACUGGGUGGCCUAGUGGACUCCUCCCACAUUUUGAAUAUUUUGUGCCUUUUUUUGUUGUCAUUUUCUAUGUCAUCUCUCCUACCAUAGCACAAAUCCUAGUGGACCCUGGAAGCAAAGAGGGGGAUAGCUCUUGUGCCUAACAGUGGUCUACAUUUCUAUGAGACUCAAGACCAGGCCUGUUCAGGGCACAGUCACAGAGACUGAUCAUGUGCACUCGUACAGUAUAUUACUGUGGCCACAGGAUGUGGCAGAGAUUCUCAUCUUUCUUCAAGUGACUUUUGCUCGUCUGAUUGAGUUUAAUCAGAUCACGUUGGCUACAUAAAGAAGCAGAUAGAGGGAUUUCAGGUGAGGCUGGCUCCUCCCCACAGUUAGUCCCCAGACUGAGAAAGUGAAACCUUAUUCGUAAAAAAGUGGACUGUCCUGACUUUAGCGCCAAUUGCAUUAAUGCACAUCUCUUCCACAACUAACAGAUUUAAAACAGUAACCAGUGUCCUUUGUAUUAAUAUUUAUGCCAUUCAUUUAGAAUUAGUGGAGCUAAUAUGGAGGGGCUGAACUAGUAGCCAAAUCUUGUCCAUCACAUAGACUAGUAGAAAGGAGGCUUAAGGCUAAAGCAGAAAUGGAGCUUCCAAGUCUGAUAUGAGCCAGUUUAAUGUUCUUUUUGUAUUUGGGUAUUUUUCAUCUUAAUUUUUGCAGCAUAUACUCUUCUGACUGGUAUCCUUAGAAUCUGAAUGUCUGUAAAUUGAGGACACAUACCUGCAUUGCUGAGCUUCUCUACUGGGAAGCCCCUAGUAUUUUAUUCCCAAGCCAGUGCACUGGCCCCAGCAGCCAGGUUAUGACAGGUGCAGACCAGCGGCUACCCCCACCAUGAAAAAUGUGGCUUCCCGGUCCCAGUAGCCUAACAGUGGCCCACAUUUCCUUGGGAGGAAGAACUUGUGGUGUACAGAGAAAACCAGCCUAUCUGAAAAAGGACUUGCACACCCUGCACAAGUGCAAACUGAUGAAGAAAAUCAAGUUCUCCAUGUCACAAGGAGAGCCAAGAGUAGCUCUCUCCACAGCUAGCAGCAGGUGUCCCCAGAGUGGGGUUCUGUCAGCUCUGCACCUGUGGAAGGUAGGGAGUGCCUGACCUAGGAACUAAGGAAUAUUUGCCAGUUGCUUAUUUUCUUAAGAAAUCAAAUUUACAGAAGUUAAAUCAAAAGUUGUAUUAUGCUUUGAAAACUCCAUCCCGCCUAAGAAUCUUUAAAAACUUGAAAUGCUCGCCAAAUGUCCCUGUGGGAUUUUUGACCAAAAGUAUGGUCAUAGUUGAAGAAAUUUUCAGCUAGUCAUUUGAUCACUUCAGUGACAACACCCAUUAAUGAAUCUUCUCCAUGAUUUGGGGCUUUUCGUUUUGUUUUGCAUUUCUUAACCUGUUGAUCUAUUUGAGGUCUUUUGUGUUUAUCAAACUUAUUCUUAAGUUUAAAAAAGAAAUUAAUUAGGGUGGUUUUUUUAAGAUUUUCAAGUUUGCCAGCAUGUUAAAAAUCUUUAAAGCACUUUACAAAUUUUCAAAGUGCUUAUUUAAAUCAGGCAGUUCUUGCCACCCAGUCUUGUAUUCUUUCUAGCUAGCCAAAUUGUCCUUGAAUCUGGGUUUUCCACAUUCUCAGAGGGUUAUUUGAAAUCUUUUGUUAUAUUUUAAAAUAUUUUUUGGAAGAGCUGCUAAUUUUAUUUUAAAAAAGUAAACAAAGUUGUAAAAAAAUAUGCCUCCUUUUUAAAAAGAACCCCUCCCUCCAGGACAUGUAACCCAGCAUCACAGUGCACAGGGCAGGCUCAGAGGGAGCGCCUCCGUGCAGAUGUGCUUUCUUUACCAUGGCUGUAAAAAGUUUGUAUUUAUUAUGUAUAAAAUGUUGAAUAAUAAAAAAAUGGAAUUA